AUGUUUAAUAAAAGUGUAAAUAGUGGUUUCACCUUUGGAAACCAAAACACAUCCACACCGACAUCCACUCCGGCACAGCCUUCCAGUUCCCUUCAAUUCCCUCAAAAAUCUACUGGGUUAUUUGGGAACGUUAAUGUUAAUGCGAAUACUUCAACACCUAGCCCAUCUGGUGGAUUAUUCAAUGCCAAUUCAAACGCUAAUUCUAUAAGUCAACAACCCGCCAAUAAUUCAUUAUUUGGAAAUAAACCAGCACAACCAUCAGGUGGCUUAUUUGGCGCUACAAACAAUACUACUUCUAAAAGUGCCGGAAGCUUAUUCGGAAAUAAUAAUGCCACAGCAAAUUCUACGGGCUCUACAGGUUUAUUCAGUGGUAGCAAUAAUAUAGCCUCUAGUACCCAAAAUGGUGGUUUGUUUGGUAAUAGCAACAAUAACAAUAUAACUUCUACCACGCAAAAUGGUGGUCUGUUCGGUAAGCCUACUACAACCCCUGCUGGUGCUGGCGGCCUGUUUGGAAAUUCCUCAUCGACAAACUCAACGACAGGAUUAUUUGGAUCAAAUAAUACACAAAGUUCUACAGGUAUUUUUGGUCAAAAGCCGGGAGCUUCAACAACUGGGGGAUUGUUUGGAAAUAAUGGUGCUUCAUUCCCAAGAUCCGGUGAAACUACUGGAACCAUGUCAACCAACCCAUAUGGAAUUAACAUAAGUAAUGUUCCUAUGGCAGUGGCUGACAUGCCAAGAUCUAUUACGUCUUCUCUAUCAGAUGUGAAUGGCAAGUCAGAUGCGGAACCCAAACCAAUUGAAAAUAGAAGAACAUAUUCGUUUUCUUCCUCAGUUUCAGGGAACGCUCCUUUACCACUCGCCUCACAGUCAAGUUUAGUGAGUAGACUAAGCACGAGACUGAAAGCCACUCAGAAAAGCACGUCACCGAAUGAAAUAUUUUCACCGUCUUACAGUAAACCGUGGCUGAAUGGAGCAGGUUCAGCUCCCUUAGUAGAUGACUUUUUUUCUUCAAAGAUGACUUCUUUGGCUCCAAAUGAAAACAGCAUCUUUCCUCAGAAUGGUUUUAAUUUCCUAUCCUCCCAAAGGGCCGACUUGACAGAGCUGCGUAAAUUGAAAAUUGAUUCCAACAGAAGUGCUGCAAAAAAAUUAAAACUCCUCUCUGGUACUCCCGCCAUCACAAAAAAACAUAUGCAAGACGAACAAGAUUCAUCGGAAAAUGAGCCAAUUGCAAAUGCUGAUAGUGUCACUAACAUUGACAGGAAAGAAAAUAGAGAUAAUAAUUUGGAUAACACUUAUUUGAAUGGAAAGGAGCAAUCGAAUAACUUGAAUAAACAAGACGGCGAAAAUACUUUACAACAUGAAAAGUCAUCAAGUUUUGGUUAUUGGUGUUCUCCUUCCCCAGAACAGCUGGAGCGUUUGUCAUUGAAGCAAUUAGCGGCCGUUUCAAAUUUUGUUAUCGGGAGAAGAGGUUAUGGUUGUAUUACAUUUCAACAUGAUGUGGAUCUCACAGCUUUUACCAAAAGCUUUAGAGAAGAACUAUUCGGUAAAAUUGUAAUAUUUCGUUCCUCUAAGACAGUAGAAGUAUAUCCUGACGAAGCCACCAAACCAAUGAUUGGGCAUGGGUUAAACGUUCCCGCUAUAAUCACUCUAGAGAAUGUUUAUCCUGUAGAUAAAAAAACAAAAAAACCGAUGAAAGAUACGACGAAGUUUGCUGAAUUUCAAGUUUUUGACAGGAAACUAAGAAGCAUGAGGGAAAUGAACUAUAUAUCCUAUAAUCCCUUUGGCGGGACUUGGACUUUCAAAGUCAAUCAUUUUAGCAUUUGGGGGUUAGUCAAUGAAGAAGAUGCGGAAAUAGAUGAAGACGAUUUGAGUAAACAAGAAGACGGCGGUGAGCAACCAUUAAGAAAGGUGCGCACGUUAGCGCAAUCAAAACCAUCGGAUAAAGAGGUUAUCCUCAAAACAGAUGGCACUUUUGGAACUCUAUCAGGUAAAGACGACUCUAUCGUUGAGGAAAAGGCAUACGAACCUGAUUUGUCUGAUGCGGACUUUGAGGGAAUUGAAGCUUCCCCUAAACUUGACGUUUCUAAGGAUUGGGUAGAACAAUUAAUUUUAGCUGGGUCUUCACUACGUUCUGUGUUUGCCACUUCUAAAGAAUUUGACGGGCCAUGUCAAAAUGAAAUAGAUUUACUCUUUUCCGAAUGCAAUGAUGAAAUUGAUAACGCAAAACUCAUCAUGAAGGAAAGAAGAUUUACAGCCUCUUAUACGUUUGCAAAAUUUUCAACAGGUUCAAUGCUACUGACAAAAGAUAUUGUUGGUAAAUCGGGCGUUUCAAUUAAGCGUUUACCAACUGAGUUGCAAAGAAAAUUUUUAUUCGAUGACGUCUAUUUAGAUAAAGAAAUUGAAAAGGUUACUAUCGAAGCAAGGAAGUCAAACCCAUACCCACAAAUUAGUGAAAGCUCUUUACUCUUUAAAGAUGCUUUAGAUUAUAUGGAAAAAACCUCUAGUGAUUACAAUCUAUGGAAACUUUCAUCUAUUUUAUUCGACCCCGUUUCCUAUCCAUACAAGACGGACAAUGAUCAAGUAAAAAUGGCAUUAUUAAAAAAAGAAAGGCAUUGUCGAUUAACUUCGUGGAUUGUUAGCCAGAUAGGUCCGGAAAUUGAAGAGAAAAUUAGGAAUUCUUCUAACGAAAUAGAACAAAUAUUUCUAUAUUUGCUCUUGAAUGAUGUCGUAAGGGCAUCCAAGUUAGCAAUUGAGUCUAAGAAUGGUCAUUUGAGCGUUUUGAUAUCCUAUUUGGGUUCAAACGACCCAAGGAUACGUGAUUUAGCGGAAUUACAAUUGCAAAAGUGGUCAACUGGUGGUUGUAGUAUCGACAAGAAUAUCUCGAAGAUUUACAAAUUACUAAGCGGUUCACCUUUUGAAGGUUUAUUUUCUCUUAAGGAACUUGAAAGUGAAUUCAGUUGGUUGUGCCUUUUGAAUUUGACACUGUGCUACGGCCAGAUAGAUGAGUAUUCCUUAGAAUCUCUUGUGCAAUCGCAUUUAGACAAGUUUUCUUUACCCUAUGAUGAUCCUAUUGGAGUUAUUUUCCAACUAUAUGCUGCUAAUGAAAAUACGGAGAAGCUCUAUAAGGAGGUUAGACAAAGAACCAACGCUUUAGAUGUUCAGUUUUGCUGGUACUUGAUUCAAACAUUGAGAUUUAAUGGAACACGCGUUUUUUCGAAGGAAACUAGCGAUGAGGCUACAUUCGCAUUUGCCGCUCAACUUGAAUUUGCACAAUUACAUGGCCACUCUCUUUUUGUUUCUUGCUUUUUAAAUGAUGACAAGGCAGCAGAAGAUACCAUAAAAAGGCUUGUUAUGCGUGAAAUAACAUUGUUAAGAGCCUCUACCAAUGAUCACAUUUUAAAUAGAUUAAAGAUCCCUUCGCAAUUGAUAUUCAAUGCUCAAGCUUUGAAAGAUAGAUAUGAAGGCAAUUACCUUUCUGAAGUACAAAAUCUACUCCUGGGUUCGUCUUAUGAUUUGGCAGAAAUGGCUAUUGUUACGUCAUUAGGACCAAGGCUGUUGUUAUCAAACAAUCCUGUACAGAAUAAUGAACUGAAAACUUUGAGGGAAAUUCUUAACGAAUUUCCAGACUCUGAGAGGGACAAAUGGAGUGUAAGUAUAAACGUAUUUGAAGUAUAUCUAAAGCUUGUGUUGGAUAAUGUUGAAACGCAGGAGACUAUCGAUUCAUUAAUUAGUGGUAUGAAGAUAUUUUAUGAUCAGUAUAAGCACUGUCGUGAAGUGGCCGCAUGUUGUAAUGUUAUGUCCCAAGAGAUUGUAUCAAAAAUAUUGGAGAAAAACAAUCCUUCAAUAGGCGAUUCGAAGGCCAAAUUGCUUGAGCUCCCCCUAGGGCAGCCAGAAAAGGCAUACUUGAGGGGUGAGUUUGCCCAGGAUUUAAUGAAGUGUACAUAUAAGAUAUAA
Saccharomyces cerevisiae S288C is the source of this 3954-nucleotide messenger RNA. It is a transcript of the gene NUP145, whose product is annotated as nucleocytoplasmic transporter NUP145. The record is from RefSeq and is marked reviewed. Gene Ontology annotation, molecular function: structural constituent of nuclear pore. NCBI's taxonomy places the organism in Eukaryota, Fungi, Ascomycota, Saccharomycetes, Saccharomycetales, Saccharomycetaceae. Gene Ontology annotation, cellular component: nuclear pore; nuclear membrane; nuclear pore central transport channel. The transcript has a single exon. The coding region runs from base 1 to 3954 and encodes 1317 amino acids. Gene Ontology annotation, biological process: mRNA export from nucleus; protein import into nucleus; nucleocytoplasmic transport.